Messenger RNA from Lucilia cuprina (Australian sheep blowfly), 2100 nucleotides. It is a transcript of the gene Sin1, whose product is annotated as stress-activated map kinase-interacting protein 1. The record is from RefSeq and is a predicted model, not a curated record. Gene Ontology annotation, cellular component: cytoplasm; TORC2 complex; plasma membrane. Gene Ontology annotation, molecular function: phosphatidylinositol-4,5-bisphosphate binding. The coding region runs from base 140 to 1852 and encodes 570 amino acids. The transcript has 2 exons. Gene Ontology annotation, biological process: TORC2 signaling. NCBI's taxonomy places the organism in Eukaryota, Metazoa, Arthropoda, Insecta, Diptera, Calliphoridae.
UGUUACAUGUCAAAAGUGUCAAAUAAAAAAAGAAUUUACAAGAGUUUUCGAUUUUUUGACGAAAAAUUAAUAUAAUUUCAAACAAAUAAAAUAAAAGCCAAUAAAAUUAAAUAAAAACUAUAAAAGUUGCAUUUGGAAUAUGGCAACUUAUUCCAAUCCGCAUUGGUUAUUAUGCCAUAUACGCAAUUCCUUCAUUUCCACCGAUGAUACGGGUAUGUGUGAGACGGUAAUGGUCAGUGAUGAUCUACCCAAACAUUAUCUAAGAAAAUACCAGGGCAAUAGUUUAACACGUUAUGUACAGCAGCAGCAACAACACAGACGUUCCCUGGGAUCUACGCCACAGCAGCAGCAACAGCAAACUACACAUCAUCGUAACUAUGAUCCCAUUUUGCAAGAAGUCGAUUUUGUCUGCUAUCCUGGCUUGGAUCAAAGCGAUGACGAAGAUGUUGACUUGACCGCUCAAUCAUUUGACAUACAAAUGUAUCCCGAGGUGGGUGCUCAUCGUUUUCGUUCAAAUACUGCACAAAAAUUAGAAAAAAUGGAUAUAGCCAGACGUAAAGCGGCCAAAACGAAGUGUGUUAACUAUGAUGAUGACAUUGUUCAACCGGAACGUAAUGAUUUUUUCGUACGCAAAUUUAUUGGCUCUCAAGAGAAGUUGAUGCAUCAGAAUGAGGGUAUUAAAAGUAAACUAACGCUACAAUUGGCAAAUAGUCCGAAACAAGUACAAAAUAAAUUUCAAGAAUAUGCAAAAUUCGAUGGUACAUCACAGACGGGCGUGCAGACGAAACGUAUAAAUGUGUUCUUAAGUAUGUUGCCGGAGAAGGAGAGAAAUUAUCCCAUAAAAAUAUGUGUUCUUUCGCAUGCCAAAAUAUCGGAUGUUAUUGGCUUAGUAUGCUAUAAGGCUACUGUAGAAUUUCCAGAUCUUCCUCUUAAAUCCAUACGGCAUUAUGGCUUAUACAUGACUGAAGAUAAUGAUGAUCUAGAAGACUUUCCACCACUAGAUCAUCGAGAACCGUGUUCAAAAUUUGGUUUUUCUCACUUAACACUGGCCGAAAGAAGACCCAUGGGUAUAGAACGUGAUUAUGGUCAGCCUACAAAAUCUAUGACAUCAGAAGAAGAGAAAGCCCGACUGGCGGCUAUGGCACUACAUUCCCUUAAUUGCACCGGUGUAGGAUCAGAUGGUUUCCAUAGUCCCGAAGAUAAAGAUGAUGUAGAUGGCAGUAAUAACAUUUUCGUUGCUGAAGGUCGGGUCGACGAUUUGGAACAACGUAUUUUAAGUCAAGAUGAUAUGUUAGAGGCUCCCGUAUAUCGUAGUUAUAAUUUGAAUAUUAUCGAUAAGAAAUUCUUUAAAACUGAAGUAUCGCUAGGCAUUUCGGGUGAACGUAUCGAAAUAGAUCAACAGAAAAAUGCCAAAUUUUGGACAAAACAACGUGCCGUUAUCUAUCCCAUAGAUGCUGUGGCUCAUUGUGAAAUAGUUGAGAUGCGCACGGUUAAAGCAGUCCUACGCAUAUGGCUCAAAACUGCUUCGGCUAUUAGUUCUAGCGCCUUCAGUGACAAUAAAACUUCUCUUUCAAUACCCGCCCAUUCACCCACUAGUCCCGGUCAUUAUCCUCACUAUUCAUCACCAUUUAAUUUCCUAAAUAAUUCUAGCAGUACUUCGUCAUCAUCAUCACAACAAAUACGCUUCAAACAUUAUGAUUUUGAAACCACUAUACCGAUGGCCGAACAAAUCUAUAAAAAACUUAGCUGUAUCCUUGAUAUGUGUUCAUCAGAUGUACGUAGAGAAUUCUUACAAGUUAAACAACGUAAAUUGGAAAAGAUUCAAGCGAAAAAACAUCUCAAACUUUUGUAGUAUCUAGAUUUUUAUAUUAAAUCCUAUAGAUUUUUAAUAUAUUCCUGCACCGCUGCCCAAUGUUAAUACAUUAUGUCAUAAAUUUUGUUGCCAAAACCAUGAAAAACGGCAACAGACCACAAGUAUCCAUACUAUAAUUAAAUUUAAUUGUAUACUUUUAAGUUUGGUUCUACUUUAAAUCAUAAUUUUUAUAUUUAUAAUAUCGAUAUUCUAUAGAGUUUAAGUAUUAUCAUAAAUUUUCUAUUUUU